GCGGCGGGGCCGGGGGAUAUACAGCGAGCCGCCUCCGGGCUGGGGGCGAGGCCGCCGCCUGGCCCGGGGGCACGGCCGGGGUGUGCGGUUAUUUUUGGCCUUUUGCGUGGAUGGCUUCAGAGAAUGCUCCAAGCAUAGGGAAUGAAGUGGAAGUCAGCUGAAUUCUCUUGUGCACUACUGAGACGAAAUGACAUUCACAUCCGUGGUGAAUGGAAGUCAUGUCAGCGUCUAACAUGGGAGGGAAAGAUAUGAAUGGACAAUGUGGCGUGACUCGUUCAGAUUGCAAAUCUUCUGCCUACUUAUGGCAGUACUGGCUAUUGUGGUCCUGGUCCAUAAUUUUUUUCAGUUAGAGCACCUGGAUCAUGACACAGUUUCAGGAUCAAAUUGGAUAACAGAAAACAAUGUCCAGCAUUCUCUAUCACAGACAACCAAAACUACCAGGAAGCCUUACUGUGGUUAUAAGCAGCAGCUUUUGUCCAAAAGAGAACAAGCGGAACAGGAAUCGUUGCUUGCUGCAAUACAGUGGCCAAAACCGUCAGAUGGCAAAAUUGACUUUAUACAGAGCACUGAUCCUGCACAUAGUGACUUCGUGAUUGUGAAACCCAGCGGGUUCUUCAAGGUGGGUGAUCAGUUAGAGGUGCUUGUUCGUAUGAAGGAUUUCCAAGGAAAACCCAAGCACUAUGGCGGAGACUACCUACAGGCACGAAUUCACUCUCCUCUGCUGAAAGCUGGAGCAACAGGAAGGAUUGUAGACUGCCAUAAUGGCCUUUACAAAGUCUUCUUUACCUUGCUUUGGCCAGGAGAAGUCAAAGUUUCUGUGUCACUUGUCCAUCCGAGUGAAGCAAUCCAAGUCCUCCUGCGUUUACGAGAAGAAAGGCCAGACAGGGUCUAUUUCAAAAGCUCGUUCAAGUCUGGGAGGUAUUCGGAGACCACUGAGUGCAAUGUUUGCUUGUCUGGAGAUCUGCCGGUGUGUAACUUCACAGAUCUCUACACGGGUGAGCCCUGGUUCUGUUACAAGCCUCGAAAACUGUCCUGUGCCAGCCGAAUCAGCCAUGCCAAGGGUGGAUAUCAAAAAGGUCUUCUGUCGCAAGAGGAAAGCCUCUUUUUCCAAAGUGAUGUGAAUAUCAAAAGGCCGAUACUCUCCAGUGGACCCGAUUCAGUGAUUGUAAAGCCCAAGGCAUUUACAGACUCAAGCAGUAUGGACAGAGCUGAAGAUCAUAUGGUUUCUCCUUCUGGUUAUUAUUACGAAGACCAGUGGAGGUCCAGAACACACUGGAUCCAUCAUUUUAACGAGUCGGAUGAUAUAACCAAGUGCUUACAAGGAAAAGUAAUCCACUUGUUUGGAGACUCUACAAUAAGGCAGUGGUUUGAGUAUCUGACAGCAUUUGUUCCAGAUCUAGUGGAAUUUAACCUGGGGAGUCCUAAGAACGUGGGCCCGUUCAUGUCUGUGGACCUGAAGCACAAUAUCCUACUGAAGUUCCGCUGUCACGGGCCGCCCAUUCGCUUUUCAACAGUCUUUAGCAGUGAACUGCGCUACAUUGCCAAUGAACUGAAUGGCAUAGUGGGUGGGAGAAACACGGUGAUAGCCAUUACUAUAUGGUCCCACUUCAGCACUUUCCCUGUGGAAGUGUAUAUCCGGCGGCUGAGGAACAUUCGGAGAUCAAUUAUUCAACUGCUGGAUCGCAGCCCCAAGACUGUAAUCAUCAUCAGAACCGCUAAUGUUCAGGAACUUGGGCCAGAAGUGAGCCUCUUUAACAGUGACUGGUAUUCCUUUCAGCUUGAUUCUGUCAUGAGGAAAAUGUUCUCAGGAAUUGCUGUGCACUUGGUGGAUGCUUGGGAGAUGUCUCUGGCUCAUUACUUGCCGCAUAACUUGCACCCAAAAGAAGUUAUUGUUAAGAAUCAAAUAGAUGCAUUUUUAUCUUAUGUGUGCCCUCUGCAAACUUAGCACAAGCGGGUUUCCCUAUGUCAACUUUUGCUGUAGCCGAAGUAAAGUUGCUCUUUGUUGGAGCUAUCGAAUCAUACUGGAUGGUAUGGGAGAACUCUGGUUGUUGUACUUGGCAUGCAAGUACGAACUGUGGUGGCCUUAACUCUGGGUAGCUGUGAUGGGUGGUAAAGAGGAGUUGAUUGAUUGGGCCAUAUCUUCCUGUGAGGUUGAUUCCUUUCAGCCUUAUCACUCAUAUCUGACAUUAUUAGAGAGCACCUUAAGUUAAAUUGACAGGAUUCAAUAAGAAAUUAUGUGGGUUAUUAGCUUUACUAGUUGUCUGCACUGUAUGCUUAAUUUAAUCCAUAUGACACAGAUUCUGUUGACAGAGUCUUGCUGCUCAGAACUGCGUGUGAAGCCUGGGAAAGAUGUUGGGACCAUUCUUUCUCUCGAUGUUCCGGAGUUUGAGGGACAUCUCUUCCAGUUAUAUGUCAGAGAAGUGCAGUGUCCGUUCUUGUUUCAAAGUCCUAAUUAGAAGUAUGAAGGGAGUGUACCAAAAUCACGAAUACCAAUCAAGGAAGCACAGUCAAAAUAUCUGUAGUAUUAAGUCAUCAAGAAUGUGCUGAAAUUUAAUAGAGCAUACUAGUUAGGCACCCUUGGUGUUUACAGAUGGCUGCUAAAUAAUGCAAAUAGCCAGUAUUUUAGUUUGAUUUCCUGUACUACUGAAUUUCUUCUGAGCUUUGAUAUACUACUACUUGAUUUAUCUAUUAUGGAGAAAUGUGUAUAUUGUGACCUCAGUGAAAACACUGUCUCAGGCUGUUUUUGCAAGUUCAAGCUGCAGGCUCACCCACUUGAAGCAUUUACUAAUUAAAGUAUUUCCCUUCCCUGUAAGAUAAAGCUAUUCCGUUAUGCUCUUGCAAAGCUGGGCUUCUGAUAGUUGCUGCUGGACAUCAUUCCUACAUUGUGUCUGUAUGGAGAAGCCAAGUGACCUGAAGGCACUUGAUGGCGUUCGGCAAUGGGUAAUGGUAACUUGCACACCCUAGUGUCAAGGCCGUGUAAUGAUGCCCCUUCUAUGUUUGGCAGCUUUAUAGUUUAUUGAUGAGCUUCAUUGCUGCCAAUAUAAAAGGUCAAAAAAAUUGCACUCAAAAGCCAAACAACACAUGGUUGCCCUUCAUACGGGUGCUUGGUAAAUAUUUGAGGUUUUGCCAGUGUGAAAGCUGGUGGCUCUUGGGCCUCUCGGCAUGGUGUUUUCUGCUGCUAAUUUGAUUAAGCUGGUCUAUAGUUUUAACGAGUAGUGCUUUGAAAAAAAUUUUGAUUAAAUUCAGCCCCCAGAUCAAACAGCAGAGAAGUGUUCCGUGUUGUCUUGUUUCUGGUCCCACUCAGGCCAAAGGUAGUCUUUACCAGUGGCUUUACUGAGGUACCUGUCAGAACAGUAGUGGAGUGCUUCUGAAGCAGCUCAUCAUGCUCAAGGAGAAUAUGCAAGUUGAGUCUUUGUGAGCAAACUGGGAAGAUUAAUUAGACAAAUUGGUAGUUUGCACAGAAUGGAAUAAUGGAAAUGUCUUCAUAUUUUAAAUGCUUUACUUUUCAGGGUUGCUGCUAUGUUAGAAAGAUUGUGUUCUUAUUCCUGCAGCCUCAAGAGACCUAAUGCUAUCAGCUACAGGAAUAGUGUUUUUUGUUUUGUUCAUUUUAAAGGACAGUUUUAAAAUGUUUAAAAAUGACUGGAGGAGUCGCAUACACUGAAAUACCAUUUAUUCUUAGCUUUUCUAGUCAGGCUUAAGGAGGUUCUGUUUGCUAGUUCCUUCUGACAACUGCCUCACAUAGUGUCUGUCCAUACAUUAGCUUUAGGUAACUAUUUCUUACUUUAAUAUGUUAAUGGAAGUUUAUCCUCUGCUAAAGAGGGACCACACCAAUUCAGGUCUGGGAAGGUAAACAACCACAAUGCAAAAUGAUCUUUCAUCUUUUCCAGAUGUGUUUUUUAAAAUAGGCAGAGUGUAAGGCUUUCAUCCUGCAUAACAAAUCUAUCCAAAUAGUGUUAAUGAAAGUAAGACUUCAAACUUUUACUUUGAAGGAAACUACUUAAUUUGCGGACUAACCAUUUGGGUUUCCUCACAAAGUUAUAUCAUGUGUGAAAGUUGUGGUGGCACGUUUCUUGUGCUCACCGCUGCUCUUCAACAGGAACCUUACAUCGCAGUUAGCUACCAAGAACAGAUAUGGAGGAACGAUUUUUUUUUUUAAAGGUUGCGACAAUUGAGGGAAAGAGAACAAGGCUGCUAUUAGCAAAGGUGUCUAAUCGCCUUCUGGUAGAACUUCUGCCUUUUAGAUUAAUUAGAUUAAUAUUUUAUUAACAUUAACUUUUAGGUCAUGAACUUGAGGGAAAUUGCCAGUUAAUUUGGAAUGAGGGCCAAUAUUUCACUUCUUUGGGCUCUGGAAUAGACAGGGACGAGAAAGGGAGAAACUGAGUAGUUACUCAUGUUUUAAGGUGAAGACUGAGGUUGCUAUGCUUCCGUAUGUCAUUCAGUUGAACUAUAAAUGAGUUUUCAUUUCUAUUCUCAUCUUGUUACCAGUUGCACCAGUCUUGUAUGUACUGUAUAUAGAAACAUAGAAGCAAUAAAAUAUUUUUAAAUCACUU
Molecule: messenger RNA, 4550 nt
Organism: Phalacrocorax carbo (great cormorant)
Lineage: Eukaryota; Metazoa; Chordata; Aves; Suliformes; Phalacrocoracidae
Source: RefSeq, a predicted model, not a curated record